Paramecium octaurelia is the source of this 974-nucleotide messenger RNA. The record is from the annotation of a GenBank genome assembly. Lineage: Eukaryota; Ciliophora; Oligohymenophorea; Peniculida; Parameciidae.
AUGAGACAGGCCAAUGUUUUUAGAAAAUAAAUUGGAGAUAACACUUUUAAGAUUAUGAAUUAUAUAUGGCUAAGAAAUGCUCAACCACUUCAUCAUAUUUAAUCACUCUUAUUGAUGGUACCGGGUCAAAGAGUUCUGAGUAUGAAUUAAUUGUAGAAGCUCAUAACACCAUUUUUGGACAUCUUGGUUAGAACUAAAUCAAGUAAUAAAGGGAACAACAAUUAUGUGAUCUUCUUCUAUUUAGGAGUGUUGGUAGUGGAGAUAUAAUUGUACAGAUCUCAUAUUUCAGUAUAUACCUAAAACGCUUUAGAAACCCUUUGAUAGACUAUUGGGAGGAAACUAUCCAAAAAACAUUACAUUUUUUUUUGUAAUUGAUUGCUAAGAAAAUUAUAACUUUGAACAAUUAAAAGACUCAAUUGAAAAAAUGAAACGCAAAUACGAUAUUUAAUUUAUAGCUUUAGCAGUUGUUGAUGCCUACCCAACUACCUUGAAUUCUUAGUUACGAGAUAAAUUACAUAAUUAAAAUGCUAGUUGUAUUGCUGCUGUAAAAAUACCUAGACCAAUUUAUUAAUAAUCCUCUCAAAGAAAAGCUAAGUCAUAUAUUCAAGGAAAUUAAAGAGAAACUUCGUGUUUAUUCAUAACGUUUUCAGGUGGAUUAGCCUGUUUAAUAAAUUAUAAGCUAAGAGUAAACCAACACUGCAUUUUCAGAUGAACCACUUCUCAGAGUUAGUGAUGGUUCCAAACUAAAAUUAGACUGUAACGAAAUAAUACCAAUUGAAAAUCCUAUGCAUAUAUCUCUUCGUAUACUUUACUCUUUGUAAUAUUAGAUCAACCAGGCAAUAGCCUGGAAAUCAGAUUAAAUUCAAGUUUUCUAAAAUAUAUAUAGGAUCAUUUCAUCUAUCCUAUCCAAAAUGAAAAUUCCAGAGAGAGAAAAAAUAAAGAGGCAAGAUAUCUAACAAAGUAAAACCUCUUGA